This is a messenger RNA of Dicentrarchus labrax (European seabass), 3749 nucleotides long. RefSeq lists its product as uncharacterized. The coding region runs from base 216 to 1436 and encodes 406 amino acids. NCBI's taxonomy places the organism in Eukaryota, Metazoa, Chordata, Actinopteri, Moronidae. The transcript is spliced from 3 exons. The record is from RefSeq and is a predicted model, not a curated record.
UUUAUUUCCCUCACAGUCAAAACACAGAGGAGGAGGAGGAGGAGGAGGAGGGGAGGUGCUGAAGGUGCUGUAUCUCUGUUAUUAACCCUGACAGGCUGUCAUCAUAUGUGAAGGAGCCAGAGGUUGCUGCUCGAGUCUUGUAAAAGAUCUCUCUCCUGUUGCAUCAACAAUAUAAUUUAUACAAUAUAAACGUGAAAGCAGCCGAACACUUUGAGAUGGAUUUCCCAGUGGAGGCGAAGGUGCAUUUGGGUAUGUGCCACAAUGAGACAGUAGCGCGAGAAAUCCUCAGAGCGUACGGCUUUACGUUGACAGAUCUGGGCAGCGAUCGAGUGCUUGUCAAGGGGUCAUUUCUGAGACUUAAAGCUGCAAAAGCCGUUCUGGAGCCACUUAUUAACUCACAAACCAAGACAGACAUCACGCCGUCCUCAUCCUCACUGGUCCCAACGGUUUCCUCUGGAGCCGUUCCCAAACACCACCCCAGCAGCAGCUCAGAUGGUUACAGAAGCCGGUCAGGAUCCCGAAACAAGCCUCCGCAUGCUUCUCAAUCUUCACCCAAGACCUCCUCACCUUGGGCGUCCGGCUCUCCGAACAACCACCAAACCUCUCCAGAGCACAGAGCUUCUUUUUCUCCGAGACCGGACCAGCGGAGCUCAGUCAGACCUGAAGGAGAGUGCUUUAUCGUUGAUGGGGAUGUGUUUACUUACGCAGACCGGCUCAGGAGAAAAGAAAUCGAGGGUAUUCUGAACAGCCAUGAAGUCACAAUGGGAGUGCAGCCGGUUGGCGAUAGCUUCAAUCUCACUUUAGUCGGAAAGAACGCAGGGAACGCUGUCGGUGAACUACAGAGUCUCCUGAACAAUCUCAACAAAUCACUACGCACGCAGGAAGUUCCUCUUAAGGACAUGGAUCGUGACGGCCGAGCUCUUCUAGGGAGGAUCAAGAGAGGCGGAAACACUCAUUAUUCAGUGUUCGUAUGUGAGAAGAAUGACAAACUCCAGCUCAUAGGACCGUCUGGUGAGAGCUACGAGUUAAAGCAGAGGCUGUUGGGGAGGCCGGUUGACCGGUCAGGACGUACAGGAAGGACAAUGGACAAAACCCCCAGAGGCAGGAGCAGCUCUCUACCACCAAUCAGUCGAAAAAACACAGGUGGAGAUAACGGUGCUGUCGCCAAUCCGCCUCCUGCUGGAGCUGCAGGUUACACUCCGUCAAAGUACCCAGAUGAUAAACGGGAAGGUCGUGAGCAAAAGGGCAGAGUUUCUAAAUGGUUCUCAUCUUUCAGGAGAAGAAGCCACUCUGAGUCCCGCCAAAAAAGCAGAGCGGGAAGGGUCAACGACAACGUGGAAGACACGGAAAACAGAAUCACUAAAUCUACUAAAUCACCCAAGAAAGGUUUCAUUGGGUUCUUACAGCUUCCAUGGAAAAAUAUGAAGAGAAAAUGAACAGCACUAAAAUGAAGUACCUGUUAUUUGUCUUACUGAGUAACAGGUUUCAAUACUGAAUACUGAAUACUGGAUCUUUGAGGCCCGUAGUGAUUCUGAUAUGUGAGACACGUGUCUGUACAGUAAAUCUGUAGUUACUGUCAGCAGCUUAGAACAUUUUAAUUGAUUAUUGUUUAAGUCAGUGCUACUGGAGUCCGAACAUCACAACAACUUCGGUCUCUGCUAAUCCUCUUCUUGGACUUUUGGACUCAACAGAGCGGGUCUUGACUACAGCUACUGUUUGAAGUGUAAAAUUUAAACUGAAUCACUCAGAUUGAUGAAUGUUGUUAGGCGGUGCAAUGAUUUUAUGAGCCUGAUACUGUCUCAUGAUAAAUUUCUUAUCACACUGUAACACUAAUAACCUGUGCACAAGAAUAACUUUAUACUGUUUACAGCCGUUAACAUUUCUCACACAUUUAUAAUUUACUGUUUUCUUUGCACUGUAAAUGUCGGUGAUCUGGAUCUGAUUCUACAUCUGUACACUGGAUAAGAGAAUCAGCUGAACGGCUAAAAUAUAAUUUAUGCAAAAGGGGGGAAAAAAACAGAAGAAUAAAUAUGACAAUUAAUUACACAAAUGGCCAUUUGGGUGAUUUGAAGGAAAUGUGAUAAUGAGAUUUAUGCCUCUUUCAUCUCUAUGUGUUUGUGCUCUGUCAUAAUUACAUUGGGCAUCUGGGGCUACUGUGAGUGUGCAAACUGUUGAUGUUGUUAGUGUAACACCUGAAUGCAACAUCUAGAGGGAGACAGAAACAGACGUGAGAGGAAGUGAAACAGUCUGACGGUACACUGAGAGGAAGUACUUAUGGCUGGAGAGGAUCUAACAGGAAAGUAGUUACAGGAACGAUAACUGGAUGCUCGACUGGACAAUGUUACCAUAUAUAGUGUAAAGACUUUUAGAUUCAUCUAAGGACUAAAAAAAGAACAGGCUGUCCACACACUGAUGAAUGCUCUACAGUAGGUAGGUGUUAAAUGUUUCAGACUUAUGGUAAAGUCCCUUUACUCAUGAUUCUUCCAAUCAAUGUUUGUAUUAAAUAUGAACUUAUGAGACUGUUCAAACAGGGCUGCACUCAUAUGACUCAGAGGUCUUUUCUUACAGUAAUAACCAAAAGACAAAUCAGUCUGAUGAGAAAUCUCUCAUGUUUAGUGCUGUGGUUUCCCCCUGUUUGUUUUUUAUCUGUUGCCAGGGGCAACGUGACGUCUGAUGGACAGAUGGUUGUUUGGAAGUCUGACAAUAUGUGUAAAUAUUAAAUAUUUAUUUUACUUUUCAUAAAGGGCAAGGGGAGGAUGAAACAGUUAUAUUCACUUCCCGAACUGAUCAUAUGUGACUAUAAUUGACCCUCUCUUCUGUACAUGCGUGCAAACACACAUAAUCUCUCUAUGUAUGUUUUUGUGCUUGAUUAAUAUUCCUUUGUAUGUAUGCCUUUUGAUUGUGGUUGUAGAUUGCAUAACUUUUGUAAAUGCUUAUAGCUUAUUGAGGCGGGGUUCCUUCUACAAGUCUUCUAUCUCUUCUCUCAUCUCUGCUUUUUUUCCUCUUAUUUGUGGUGCUGCAUUUGUAAACCUAAAAUAACAGGGUCAUACAUUCAGUAGCCUUAACAGUUUGAUGUUCAGUUGAAGACAUGUGACACACAUUGCUUCCAAGAAAUUGUUGUGUAAUAAGACAUUGGUGUUAAGACUAAGAAUGACGAUCCUUUUGCUUGCAACAGAGAAGAGUACAAGCGAAGAGACUUUAAUGACUACCAGCCCCUGAUGGGAGGUUAUAGUAUAGUUUCUCUUGUGAGUUUCAGAUGUCAGAAAUAAAGAAACCAGAUAAUUAAAACAGCCUAGGACAGGCGGUCAAGGCACACAGAGCACAGCUAAACCAAAAGGACAAUUGAAAACAGUAGGAAAAAUAGGUAUAAAUAAAUUCAAGGUUUACACAUAAUCAGGAUAAUCUACUGGGUGAGUCUGACAAUGAAUUUUGACUCAAUUUAUAGUUUAUUGACCCAUUGACCUUCACCCAAAUUACUAAAACAGUCCCAAUCUUGACUAGAAAUUGUGGAUUGACAAAACAAUCCCAACUCAGGGUCCAAUUACCUUUUUUUUUCUUCACAGGUUCUUUCAGCUGUAUCACAUCUUCUUCAUCACUGGAUGGAGGUUGCUCUGUUGUCAUGGAGACGUGCAACCUCACUAGUUAUGAUUUCAUCCCUAGAACUGUUAGGACUUCUUGUCCAUGCUUACUUGAAACUUUUAAUUGAAAAAAAAGUAUUAAUAAAGUUAAUUGAGCAUCACAGAUCUUAA